Molecule: messenger RNA, 1289 nt
Organism: Scatophagus argus
Lineage: Eukaryota; Metazoa; Chordata; Actinopteri; Scatophagidae
Gene: spinb
Product: spindlin b
Exons: 7
Coding region: 406-1191 (261 amino acids)
Biological process (GO): gamete generation
Source: RefSeq, a predicted model, not a curated record
GCAGCGAGAGCCGCUCGGGUGGAGGCACUUUGACAGCCAGACUGACGAGUUGUGAGCAGCAGCGACUGCUAACAGAUCGGUUGUCCACAGUUUGUCCACUGUUUGUCUUUAAGGCUGGACGCUCGGUUUCCUCAUCGGGUCCGUCAGCUGGGACGUAGCGGCAGAGUCCAGGCGUUAGUCUGUACCCGGCCCGUGUAUGCAGCCUGCCCGGGGCCUGGCCUAGCUCCUGGUGCUCCUUCUUUCCCACCACCUCCUCCCUCCUUUCCCCACCCUCCUCCCCCCUGACCCCCCACCCUCCCUCCGUCCUCACCCCCCCACACUGCCCCCAGCCUCGCGUCACAGUCCGACUCCCUGCGUUGAGCCCGGACCGGCGGCCUGGCUGGCUGCCCUCGUAAAGGUGGAUGAAUGAAGACCCCAUUCAAGAGCCCCGCGGCCCCGCGGCCCCGAGCAGACGGAGGACAUUCAGGCGUGUCUGCAAACAUGAUGAAGAAAAAGAACUCGCACAAGAAACAGAGGACCAGCGUUGGUCCCAGUAAGACUCUGGCUCAGCCCAGAAGGAACAUAGUGGGCUGCAGGAUCCAGCACAUCUGGAAGGAAGGCAGUAAGUCAUCGCAGUGGAAGGGGACGGUUCUGGACCAGGUCCCCGUGAACCCGUCCCUCUACCUGAUCAAAUACGAUGGCUUCGACUGCAUCUACGGCCUGGAGCUGUACAGCGACGAGCGGGUGGUGGGACUGGAGGUCCUCCCAGACCGAGUGGCUCCGGCCCGUGUAAGCGACUCGCUGCUGGCGGAGACGAUGAUCGGGAAGGCGGUGGAGCACAUGUUUGAAACGGAGGACGGACCGAAGGAGGAGUGGAGGGGGAUGGUGCUGGCCCGAGCUCCCAUCAUGACCUCCUGGUUCUACAUCACGUACGAGAAGGACCCGGUGCUCUACAUGUACCAGCUGCUGGACGACUACAAGGAGGGAGACCUGCGCAUCAUGCCCGACUCCAACGACAGCGUGACGGCGGAGCGCGAGCCCGGCGAGGUGGUCGACAGUCUGGUGGGCAAACAGGUGGAGUACGCCAAAGAGGAUGGCGGGAAGCGGUCGGGUAUGGUCAUCCACCAGGUGGAGGCCAAGCCCUCCGUCUACUUCAUCAAGUUUGACGACGACUUCCACAUCUACGUCUACGACCUGGUCAAGACCUCCUAAGGCCAGAAAACCUGGUCCAGGAUCCCCCAGAAAAAGACUUACGGAAAGCUGCCUAGACCCACGAAAACCCCACCAGAACCCCCAACCCCCCACCCCCA